This is a messenger RNA of Ceraceosorus guamensis, 1819 nucleotides long. RefSeq lists its product as hypothetical. The transcript is spliced from 6 exons. The record is from RefSeq and is a predicted model, not a curated record. Bases 253 to 1551 code for a protein of 432 amino acids. NCBI's taxonomy places the organism in Eukaryota, Fungi, Basidiomycota, Exobasidiomycetes, Ceraceosorales, Ceraceosoraceae.
UGCCUUCGUUGUCGAGUUCGUCCGUUGGGAGUGCUUUGCUAGGAACGGCAAGUAUGAGCCUGAAUCUGCAAGUAACUCUUAGCCACCGUUUACCACGCACCACAGACCGUCUCGUUCACAUAAUCAUCAAGUUGAACAUAUCUGCCGAAGGAUCAUCAAAACGCGCACUUCGUAAUGGUGAGCACGCGAAGCAAAGGGAAUGGCGAGAAGCCGGCGACGGAUGGGAAGGGAAACGUGAAGCUGGACAGCGUGAUGCAGAGCAAAGGCGGUCGUAGAUCUUCCGAGGAGCAGCAGGAUUCAGGCAAGUCUGAGCAGAGCGCGGGAGCAAAACGACGGCAGGAGGAUGAAGAGCAAGAGGCUAAGCAGGAAAAGGCGCAAAAGAAACAACGUGGAGCGUCUGCCGCUUCUGAUGAACAUGCGACUGGAGACUCGCAAAAGGCGCAGGAGGUUCCGCAGCCUGCUCAGGAUGCUAAGCUGUCGCCGGGCAAGGAAGAUACCGGCGCAGGACAGGACGACGCGCCUUGGGAGGUGCUGGAAAAGGGACACGUCUUUUUCUUCUACAGACCCAAAGUCAAGAGUGCGCAUGAGGUGGAUCAAUCGGGUAAAGCUGCAGAGUGUUUGGAUGAUGUUCAAAAUGCGCACAUGCUGCUACUGCCCCACGCCAGUCGAUCCGAGACUGCUGGAGCAGAUGCUACCAAAGAUUCUACCGGAUCCGGCGUUCAGGGCGGGACAAAUGGUCAACAAAAUGCACCUGCAGGUACGACGGGGGACAAGGCCAAGCAAGAUGGUGUCGGCUUCAGAGUAGUGCGGUUGGGAAAGAAGAGACUUCCAGCGCCCGAAGUGGCCAUCGCGAAUGGACAGCAGCCCGGUGGCAUUGGCGGCGACGCUAGCGAGACCGUGUGGUCGGUCGUUGCGGAUGUUGGGCCCGAUCCAGCUGUCCUAUCUGGUUCGAUGGGCGAGCAGCGGUACAAUACCAGGACGCAAGGCGAGAGGGUGGUAGGCCCGAGCAGACCAGCAGGACGUGGGUGGUAUGCUCUCUCGCUUCACAAGUCUGAACCGCCCUCAUCGCGCGAAGUCAGAUUAUCAUUCUCUAUUUCUCAUCCGUCUGAGGACGAAUUUGGUGACGUUCAAUCUCAGCUCGGUCUGACGCCUAGCGGAAGCUUCAGCCUUUCCAUGAGGAACCCCACGUUGCCUUCUACGGGCGCUGGUGCUCCACCCGCAGGCUUGGACGAAUCUGCUCGCGUGCAAAUGAGCGAAAAGGAGAUUCAGGACACGUUCGGAGGCGAUGCGGAGGGCAAAGGAACAAGAUACGCUAGACCUGAACAGAUCGAGUUGUUGGACAGGGAAGGUGUAGAGUUGCUUCUGAUUCGCGAGGCUGCUCAGACCUCCAAGGGAGGCGCAAAGACGGGCACUGGCGAAGAGCAGGCCAAGGCUUUGGAAGAGCUUGCAGCUGCCGACGCCGAUCGUCUCAGCACGCAUGAUGUGCUGGCACAGCUCAAAAUGACUGCGAAGAGUAACCCGCCAAACGCCUUGGAGGGGCAAUGGGUCUAGGGUUGAGAGGAGGGACGUGGAAGAUUGUGUGCGUGGAAGCAUAUCCAUGCUCCUUCUUCAGCUUGGGAUUGCUGAUGACGUGCUGUGCUUUCAGAGCGCGAUCUAGGCAAGCCACCUCUCACUUCUCCGCCUUGAUCUUUGAAGCUUUUCCUCUGCACUUCAAAGAGCGCUCAUCCAGCUCUACCAAAUUCGCUUUUCCGUCCAAGAUCGCAUGUCCUAGCUCUAUGCAUUCUCGCAACUGUUCUUGCGUGAGCUGAUGAAUGGCCGG